GUGGCUGCAUAACGGGAUUUAAGCGAAGGCGGAAGUAGAUGGCAGCAUAGCUCUUGUCCCGUUAGCUAGCGCCAGGUCCAUCGCCUGAAAACUCCUUGUUCGAGGAGACGCGAAGCCGCCCUGACAACAGACCCACCUAGCGAUUCACUCUGUCUUUACGAGUCGACAACCAUUAAAAAGAAGAAAGCACAGCUCUUUUAGUUUUAGCUAGCUAGCUUUCCGUCUCUCACGGUUUUAUUCAACCCCCGCUAUAGAUUCUUUACCAUGGCGGCGAGUGCGAAGAGAAAACAGGAGGAGAAACACCUGAAGAUGCUGAGAGAAAUGACGAGUUUGCCUCCCAACAGAAAGUGCUUUGACUGCGACCAGCGAGGCCCGACCUACGCCAACAUGACUGUGGGUUCCUUCGUCUGUACCUCCUGCUCUGGCAUCCUACGAGGACUGAAUCCACCCCACAGAGUCAAGUCCAUCUCCAUGACAACCUUCACGCAACAGGAAAUAGAGUUCUUACAGAAACAUGGCAAUGAGGUUUGUAAACAGAUCUGGCUCGGUCUUUAUGAUGACAGAACCUCUUCAGUACCAGACUUCAGAGAACCACAGAAAGUCAAGGAGUUCCUACAAGAUAAAUAUGAGAAAAAGAGAUGGUACGUGCCUCCUGAGCAGGCCAAGGUAGUGGCGUCAGUCCAUGCUUCCAUCUCUGGCUCCUCAAACAGCAGCACCAGCAGCACCCCAGAGGUUAGACCACUCAAGUCCCUGCUGGGGGAGUCAGCACCGUCUCUACACCUCAACAAGCACACCCCACCAAAUCAGUCUCCUGUAGUGAGCCGUGGACAAACCCAGCAGCAGCAGCUCCAUGACAAGAAAUAUGACCUCCUCAGUGACUUGGGUGGUGACAUCUUUGCUGCCCCGCCCAACAUGAAUGCAGGCGCCAGCUCCAGUUUUGCUAACUUUGCACACUUCAACAGCCACACAAUGGCACAGAAUACCAAAGGAGAGACAGACUUUGCUAAUUUUGAUGCAUUCGGGAACACUUCUGGGUCGACAGGUGGUUUUCCCUCUGCACCCCAAGCACCAUUUCAACCCCCAAAUACAGCGUUCACUGUGCUCUCAUCCAGCCGCAGUAUGGGUAGCGCCUCAGGGGGACUAGCAAAUGCCAGUUUUGCAAAUUUUGAGAACUUCCCCAAAUCGUGUAGUGCUGACUUUGGAUCCUUCAGUUCCUCCUCCCAGAGUAACUCCACAGGAGCUGGCAGAGACGUUGUACAGAGUACUAACAUUUCUGCCGAUAAAUACGCAGCCCUGGCUGACCUGGAUAACAUAUUUAGCUCUGCCAAAACAGAGCCAGGAGGUGGUAUUCCUGGUGGGGUGAGCUCAGCAGCAGCAGCAGCAGCAGCAGCAGGAGUGGGUGGUUUGCCUCAGAAACAGCCAGCAGGUGGAGACCGCUAUGCUGCUCUAGCUGAGCUUGAUACAGUCUUCAGCACCUCAGCACCUGCCACCAUUGUUUACAAUACCACCAGCACCUCACAAGGGAGUGUGUUUGGCUCAGAGACGGGGGUGUCAACAGCACAAAUACAGCAGGCUGUGCCCAGCAUGGCUCAGGGUUUUGGAGCACACCCAACCAAUCCAUUUGUAGCUCCUGGUGUUGUCCCAGCAGCAGCUCCAACCAACCCAUUCCAGUGCAAUGGCAGAGCAGCAACUGUUGCAGCUGCAGCAGCACCAUUUGGCACAGGCUCCAUGAGUAUGCCAGCUGGAUUUGGGAAUACUGCAGCCUUCAACCUCCCCACCAGCUUUAGUGGAACGUUCCAGCAACCCUUUCCUGGUCAGGCUCCCUUCCCUCAGCCUCCCGCGUAUCCCCAGCAACCCAACGGUGUGUGUCAUGUAGACAAUAAUGGCUAUGGUGGAGGAUUUCCAGCCUUCGGCCAGGCCAAGUCUGUUGCAACUCCUUUUGGGCAGGCAAUGGCAGGACCUAUGGUCUCUAGCAACCCUUUUCUGGUUAGUCUGGUGGCUAUGUGCUAUAGUCUCCUGGAUCAGUACUGUGCAAAAAUCUUAACUCAUCUUUCAUUUCUUA
Pundamilia nyererei is the source of this 2062-nucleotide messenger RNA. RefSeq names its product ArfGAP with FG repeats 1a (gene agfg1a). Lineage: Eukaryota; Metazoa; Chordata; Actinopteri; Cichliformes; Cichlidae. The transcript is spliced from 13 exons. Gene Ontology annotation, biological process: spermatid nucleus differentiation; acrosome assembly; intermediate filament organization. Gene Ontology annotation, molecular function: GTPase activator activity. The record is from RefSeq and is a predicted model, not a curated record. Gene Ontology annotation, cellular component: membrane; cytoplasm; cytoplasmic vesicle. The annotation marks the transcript as partial.